ACGUAUGUUUCACAGUAGGCAGCUUCUCUUCCAUCCGGGCCUUUGACGUGCAUUUCAGGCUGCCGAUGACGCUACGUGAGACGUGAGCGGUUGCGCGCACUGAAGCUGGAGGCGCGCACACGAGGCGCGAGCAGGAGAGGCAGCAAAAGAGGAGGAGGAGGAAUAAAAAAUUAAUACACAAUGGGAGCAUUUUUAGACAAGCCAAAGAUGGAGAAGCAUAAUGCUCAUGGGCAGGGUAAUGGACUGCGAUAUGGGCUUAGUAGUAUGCAAGGUUGGCGUGUUGAAAUGGAAGAUGCUCAUACUGCUGUUAUUGGGCUGCCAAAUGGACUUGAUGCAUGGUCAUUUUUUGCUGUUUAUGAUGGUCAUGCGGGAUCCCAGGUUGCCAAAUACUGCUGUGAGCAUUUGCUGGAUCACAUCACUAGCAACCAGGAUUUCAAAGGGACAGAUGGACAUCUGUCUGUGUGGAGUGUAAAAAAUGGAAUCAGAACAGGAUUUCUCCAGAUUGACGAACAUAUGAGGGUAAUCUCAGAGAAGAAACAUGGUGCUGACAGAAGUGGAUCAACGGCUGUUGGGGUUAUGACCUCCCCAAACCACAUUUACUUCAUCAACUGUGGAGACUCCAGAGGUUUACUUUGCAGGAGCAAGAAAGUGCAUUUCUUUACACAGGAUCAUAAACCAAGCAAUCCACUUGAAAAGGAGCGUAUACAAAACGCUGGGGGCUCUGUGAUGAUUCAGCGUGUAAAUGGGUCACUUGCUGUUUCAAGGGCUCUGGGUGACUUUGAUUACAAAUGUGUCCAUGGAAAAGGCCCUACAGAGCAGCUUGUUUCACCUGAGCCUGAAGUUUAUGAAAUUGAGCGUUCAGAAGAAGAUGACCAGUUUAUAAUUUUGGCAUGUGAUGGUAUUUGGGAUGUCAUGGGGAACGAAGAGCUAUGUGAUUUUGUGUGGUCAAGACUUGAAGUUACUGAUGACCUUGAAAGGGUGUGCAAUGAAAUAGUGGACACCUGCUUGUACAAGGGAAGCAGAGACAACAUGAGUGUCAUACUGAUCUGUUUUCCAAGUGCUCCAAAAGUAUUGCCUGAGGCAGUGAAAAGGGAGGCGGAACUGGACAAGUACCUGGAAGGCAGAGUAGAAGACAUCAUAAAGAAGCAGGGUGAAGAAGGGGUACCAGACUUAGUCCAUGUGAUGCGUACAUUAGCCUCUGAGAACAUCCCUAAUCUCCCACCUGGUGGAGAAUUGGCAAGCAAACGGAGUGUGAUUGAAGCUGUGUACAACAGAUUGAAUCCAUAUAGAAAUGAUGACACUGAUUCGGCAUCAACAGAUGAUAUGUGGUAAAUCUGUUCAUAUAGCUAUGGAGUUUACACUCAUCCUCUGAAUGAACAUACAACCCAACCUCAGUGAUCCUUCUUAGCGUCCAACCAUAACCUUGCCAUUUAAAGAAGGGAAUGUGAUGUGGGUGAGAGUGAUGAUGACACAGAUUAUUAUCAUCCCCAAAGUACAAGAACUAUCCCAAUAAUUCUUUGUUUUCAUAUUUAUCCCCAUCUCCUCCUCACAGGCUUUUGUAAAAUCUGUUUUUCUGUACACUUAAUUCAGACAAGAAUUCACCAUGUAAAUCAGACUCCAGCAAUUUUUUUGUUGUAUGAUUUUUGUUUUUGUAAAGUGCAAUUGUCCUUGUAUAAAGUGGUCGUAUUUAAUUAUGGACUGCAAAUUGCUCUAAAGGUUACAGGAAGUCUGGCUUGUUUGUGGCGCCACCACUUAUCUAACCCUAUACAUAUAUGUGAUGGUUUUAGAUGGAAAAGGAAGCAGCAACAUAACCAGCUGGAUUCCCAUGAUCUUGUUCAUAAUAUAGUAACAUAGUGAAUAUUACUCGCCUGCCAUUCUAUCAUAAUGAAUGUUCAAACCUUCUGCGGUUCAAUUCAGUGCUAAAAGGGGCCCUUAGCCAAUCACAUUGAGUUAAAUGCCUCUGCUGCCUUAGAGCUUACACACAUUCUUGUGGUUCUGAUAAGCAAGUAAGAGUGCUACGGUCAUUUAAGAACAAAGUGUACCCAUGAAUAAGGUGACACACUCUAUUUACUAAUCAUUUGUGUGCGGGGAGAGGGAGGGGGCUGUUUUCAUUUUUUAAACUACACUGACUGGGUCUGUUAGCUGGAUCUGUUGCUGCUACAGAGUUUUCAAUUACAUUUUAUCAAUAAAGCUUGAUUUGACUAAUAAAUAUGUUCACAAAAAAGUAAUUUCUCAUUUCUGUCCUUUGAGACCAUGCCAUUAGGAAUGGGGGGUAUCCAUUAACCUAGAUUUGCUGUUUUCAGCUGUAUCCAGUGCCUGCUGCAAAGCUGACAGUCUAACUCUAUGGCUAAUGUGUGUAUUUCUCCUGACCACUUUCUUCUUUUAAAUAAUGAGAUUUGCUGAAGAUUUGUUCAUUUAUUCAUUCGUUUAGAAUUGUAGUAUGUUACAGAAAACCUUUUUAAUUUCUGGCUCUUUGGAAUUAAAUAUAAAAGUCUGCAUAUGGAAAGUGACAACCUUGCCAUGUUUUCCCCAUCCUUUUCUUUUAUUAUUUUUAUUGUCUUCACUGUAAAGGUGCAGUGAAUUCAGUCAUGUUUGUCCCCUUGUUUAUUUCAGUAUGUGUGGCCCCUAUGAAGCUUUGCAAGUUCUCUUUUGCUUUGUGUCCCAGGAUCUGAUAACACACGUAUAGAUGUGCAAGUCUGACCCAGUCAGUCUGAGCUGUGUACACUGAACAUAAUUGACAUGGCUUACAAGUGUGUUUUAUUCAGGUUGCUUCCUCAUCUUCCAAAACAUUCAAAAGGGAAGAUAAAUGAUUCCACCUCUCCCUAAGGGGCGCUUAAGCAUUUCCCUGUGACACCCAGAGUCUGUCACUUCUUUUAUCUGCACUCCCAUUAAUAAUGGCAUUUAAACAGGAAGCCUGCCACAGGUUUUCUGCUCACCACUGUUUGUUAUAGGGAUCAUUCUGUAUCAUUUGUAUGUCCUCCCAACCCCAAGUGAGGAAAUACUCAAGUCCAGCAACUCACACUUAAUGUCAAUUCUGAGCAGUGCUAGAAGGUAACUAUAUUUCUGUUGCAGGUUCCCAGUACAUUAAAUAGAAAGCUUUCUGGACCACUGUAUGAAAGAUUAUUUGUAUGAAUUUUUCACAAAUUUAAAUUAUGAUUAAAAAACAAAGUUGGGCUUAAAUAAAAGGAGGAAAUUUGUGGUUUUCAUUCUGUUUGUUUUGUGAAAAUAUCUUGGAAAUUGACAAUUCUUUUUUAAAUGCAGAACUGGUAAUAAACCUUAUAUUGCAUUGUCUGAUCAAACGCUUCGUAUGUUACAUGGAUAGACGUGAGUGUGGCUUCUCUACUGCCAUUCAUAUAAAGAUUA
Molecule: messenger RNA, 3363 nt
Organism: Xenopus tropicalis (tropical clawed frog)
Lineage: Eukaryota; Metazoa; Chordata; Amphibia; Anura; Pipidae
Gene: ppm1a
Product: protein phosphatase, Mg2+/Mn2+ dependent 1A
Exons: 6
Coding region: 181-1332 (383 amino acids)
Cellular component (GO): cytosol; nucleus; membrane
Molecular function (GO): catalytic activity, acting on a protein; magnesium ion binding; metal ion binding
Source: RefSeq, a predicted model, not a curated record